Molecule: messenger RNA, 1083 nt
Organism: Saccharomycodes ludwigii
Lineage: Eukaryota; Fungi; Ascomycota; Saccharomycetes; Saccharomycodales; Saccharomycodaceae
Exons: 1
Coding region: 1-1083 (360 amino acids)
Cellular component (GO): membrane
Source: RefSeq, a predicted model, not a curated record
AUGUCAAGUAAUACUACCGAUACAAGUUCAAAUAAAAACGCAAUGUAUUCUUCAGCUCUAAAUUAUUCAAUAGGUCCAGCUAUCCUAUUCGUUAUUUUAUUUGCAAUCAGUUUUGUUUUAUUGCUAGCUAUUUUGAUUUCCAAAUAUAAAUCAUUAAAAAAUAUGACAAGGAACAAUCAAGAAGUGUGCAAUGAUGAGGCUCCCUACUGCAAAACUACUACAAAUGGCUAUUCUGACGUUCUCAACAAAAGUAUUAGUACUCCACUAUUUAAGAAAGCUGCAAAAUUUAUCCUACUACAAUGGCCUAUUAUUCUUGGUUGUGGUUUAGAAUUUGGCUCUUUUGUAAGUAGAAUAGUUUGGAUUAAAAAUGAGGAUAACAUCCCAGCCUUCAUUGUCCAAAUUAUUUUCGGUUUAGUCGGACCAGGUAUGUUUGCUUCUUCGAUUCAUUUAAGUUUUACUCGUAUGGUUGAGAUUUUAGAUUGUUACGAAGUAGUAUUGAAAGGGUUACCAUCUUUUUGCGCACGCUGGAUCAAUAGAGAUGAUGGCAUUAGAAUAUUUAUUCUCAGCCAGCAAAUUAGUAAUAUAUUAUUAGCGGUUGGUGGUGGUAUUUCAUCUAACCAGGACAAUGUUGUACAAGGUAAAGAUUUAAUAAUUACAGGUUUAUUUUUAUUACUUGCUAUUUUUUCUUUAUUUUUAUACACGCUAUUGCAUUUUAAACUAAAUUAUGAACCAAUUGUUCAAUCCACUACAAACUCUUUUAUUCGUGAAAUUAUUAAUUACAGUAUUAUUGGAAUGGGCACCUCUGCUAUUUUGAUUAUGAUCAGAUCUAUUAUUAGAAUUGUAGAAUUUUUUAUGGGUGCCAAUGGUUACAUUCUUAGACAUCAAUGGUUUUUAUACGUUUUUGAUUCUACGUUGAUGUUUUUAAUUGUUGUAAUCUUUAUCAUUACGUUAUUUUUCAAAUACAAUGUUAUCAAUCUACUCCUUGAAUAUAAAAGCUUUAAUAAAGAAAAUGAUAUAACCAAUGAGGUUAGGGAUGACACCGCUACCUAUUCAGAUGAAAGUGAAAGUAAAAUGCAGGGGUAA